AUGAUGUUCUACGCGGACACCUCCGGCUUCAAAGGGAACAGCUCGGGGUACUACGCUGCUCCCCCCGGCGGCGCGCGGGCGCAGUGGCAGAAGCAGCAGGUGGCCCCGACGAGCUCGACCGGCGGGCUGGCGGCGCCCCUGCCGCCGCCGCCGGUGCCGAUGCCCGCGGGCCUGGACACGGCGGCGUUCAGCUACGAGGAGCUGGCGGCGGCGACGGCCGGGUUCUCGGCGGCGAACCUGCUGGGGCAGGGCGGGUUCGGGUACGUGCACCGCGGCGUGCUCCCGGGCAGCGGCAAGGUGGUGGCGGUGAAGCAGCUCAAGGCCGGGAGCGGGCAGGGCGAGCGCGAGUUCCAGGCGGAGGUGGACACCAUCAGCCGCGUGCACCACCGCCACCUCGUCGCCCUCGUCGGCUACUGCAUGGACGGCGCGCACCGCCUGCUCGUCUACGAGUUCGUGCCCAACCAGACCCUCGAGCACCACCUCCAUGGGAAAGGCCGGCCGGUGAUGGAGUGGACGGUGCGGCUGCGCAUCGCCGUCGGCGCCGCCAAGGGGCUCGCCUACCUGCACGAGGAAUGCGAUCCCCGGAUCAUCCACCGCGACAUCAAGUCGGCCAACAUUCUGCUGGACAACAACUUCGAGGCCAUGGUUGCGGAUUUCGGGCUGGCCAAGCUGUCGAGCGUGAACCACACGCACGUGUCGACCCGCGUGAUGGGCACGUUCGGGUACCUGGCGCCGGAGUACGCGUCGAGCGGGAAGCUGACGGAGAAGUCGGACGUCUUCUCCUACGGCGUCAUGCUGCUGGAGCUGCUCACCGGCCGCCGCCCCGGCGACCGCUCGUCCUACGGCCAGGACGGCCUCGUCGACUGGGCGAGGCAGGCCCUGCCGCGCGCCCUCACCGACGGCAACUACGACGACCUCGUGGACCCGAGGCUGGGCGGCGACUUCGACAAGACGGAGGCCGCGCGGCUCGUCGCCUGCGCCGCCGCCUCCGUCCGCCACGCCGCGCGCCGCCGCCCCAAGAUGAGCCAGAUCGUGAUGGCGCUGCAGGGGGAGAUGCCGCUGGAGGAGCUCAGCGACUCCGCCGCGCGGGCGGGGCACGGCAGCGCGUCCGGCUCCGGCUCUGACGACUACGGCUCCGGCUCCGGCUCCUACACGGCGCAGAUGGAGCGCAUCCGGAGGGCGGCGCUGCCCAGCCCGGAGUACAGCGCCGACUACCCCGGCUCCAUCCCGGAGUACGGCCACCCGUCCCCGGCCAGCAGCGCCAGCCCCGUCGACCGGGAUGAACGGCGGCGCCAUGGCGGAGGUCCCCGCCGGUGACCGUACGUGUGAAGCAGCAGCCAGCAAGGUCGUCGUGUCAUCUCUCGCUCGCUCGUGUGCAAAGCUCACAACCAGUCCAGCAGCAAGCUCCUAUGGAUCCCUUUCUCCAGCUAUAGUAGGUGUCUUCGCGAAUUUGUAAUGUGUUGCAACUUCUUUUUUUUUGAGAAUCACACAGUACAACGAAGACGCCCACAACACGCACGCACACUCACACCCUAUGAAUACACGUACGCAAACCCUACCCCUAUGAGCACCUCCGAAGAACUGAGCACCGGCAGAUCUGAAGAUUCCCGAAGUCACCACUGGCGCCUCGUCGUCGACGGGAACGUCGCUUACCACUUAACGUGUAACACCGGUAAAUCCUAGGAAAAUCCCAGAAAAAGAUGCGAGCACCAGGAUUUGAACCCUGGUGGGUAGCGUCCCACUGGACCGUCCUACCA
Panicum virgatum (switchgrass) is the source of this 1757-nucleotide messenger RNA. RefSeq names its product proline-rich receptor-like protein kinase PERK4. Gene Ontology annotation, molecular function: protein kinase activity; ATP binding. The transcript has 3 exons. NCBI's taxonomy places the organism in Eukaryota, Viridiplantae, Streptophyta, Magnoliopsida, Poales, Poaceae. The record is from RefSeq and is a predicted model, not a curated record. The coding region runs from base 1 to 1317 and encodes 438 amino acids. Gene Ontology annotation, biological process: protein phosphorylation.